Messenger RNA from Folsomia candida, 1981 nucleotides. RefSeq lists its product as uncharacterized. The coding region runs from base 177 to 1826 and encodes 549 amino acids. The transcript has 10 exons. The record is from RefSeq and is a predicted model, not a curated record. NCBI's taxonomy places the organism in Eukaryota, Metazoa, Arthropoda, Collembola, Entomobryomorpha, Isotomidae.
UUAGUUUAGUUUGUUACUUGAUGGAAGCAUCGUUCUUUGUAUCUCAUUUAUUUUGCAGUGCAUGUGGUUUGGUUUGUGGAUCACGUUCGCAUAGGUUUUUUAGCAGUGAAGAGUUCCUUAAACCAAUAAUACAAAUUGCUAUUAUGCUUGAGGAAAUUAAAAUUAAUUAGAGUAAAAUGUGGGGUGGGAGAGAUUUUGUGUUAAUUGUGGUGCUGUUAGUGGGUGUGGUGGUGGAGGGUCAGAUUGCUAGCACGUCAUCGUCCGACUAUGCCACGGCGGAAAGCGAUUAUGACGACAAAGACGUUCAAUUUGAAUCAUCCCCUCCGAAUUUGUUGAUACUUUUAGCCGACCCCAAAAAUGGGACGACGGUCCCUUUGGCAAAUCAGCCAAAUACGGACGUCGUGUUGGACAGAAGCUUUGAAAAGGUUCAUCUCUUCUGCUCGGCGUAUUAUCCAGUUAAAUGGAGUUACAGUGGAGAUGGGUUUCCAUUCCUGAAUGUGGACAAUACCCGAUUUACCGAGGAUUUUUAUGACCCGACGACCUACGCAUUUUCCGCCCUGUUAGAAUUGGAGGGGCUGAAAGAGUCGCAAUCUGGCAAUUACACGUGCCACAAAUGGGAUAAUGUCUCGUACUCGGCGUCCUAUCAUAUCUUUGUGCCAGGGGACAGAAUAAUUUUACCAGAAAACAAUACCAAACUUUACGUCGAUGCUGCCGUUAGUUCGAUACGGAUUCCAUGCUCGGUAUCAGAUCCGCAUGCGAAUGUUACUCUACUCAAGAAGUUUGACAAGGGUCAAGGGCAAAAGGACUGGAUGGCCAUUUCUUCCGCGUUCUACUCCUAUAAUCCCCGUUCGGGCUAUGUCUUUAAGGGGGCCUCAGUUCUGACGGCGAUCGGCGACUUUAUCUGCGCUGUGGGGGAAUCUAUCAAAGUUCAUGUUAAUGUUGUGGUGAAUAAUACGUUGGCAGGGACCAAUUAUCCACCACUCAAGGAGGAUUGCUGUGACAAGAAAUUCCUCCAAAGCCUAGGAAAUGAGCGGACAUCGUGUCGAAGUUUCAUUUCGGAACGAUGUCAAGCCCCCGAAUUCUUGGAUGCUAAACGAAGUCCGUGCUCUGAUUGGAAAUUGGCCGAGUUUCUAAAGUCCCCAGUGGAGUUGUGCAAACAGGAAAUUGCUCCAUCAAAUUCCAGUGUAGCGGUGGGAUAUUUUUCGCCCAAGGAACAAGGAGGUCCUCGUCUCCAUAUGUAUUGUCAAGCUGACCCUCUCGAAUACACGCAAGGUUUCAAACUGGCCGUCGAGUGGUCAAAUGGUUCCAUGGUCUUUGUGGAUGAUGACCGACUCCUCGUCCCAGGUUUAAGUGAAUACCCGUCGGGUUAUGAGGUUCACGCCGAAAUAACGGACCUUUUAAACCCUGAGCAUCCCUUAGAUCCGGUAAUUCUCCAUUGUUACAUUCCACUCAAGUUGUCCUUCAAAUGGAUCAAGAUUCUGAAACAUAUCCCAUCCAAUGACUUGAGACCGUUUGCCGAAGCCUGGUACAACGUGUCCGGGACGACGACGACGACGGAAUCACCACCGUUUCGGGCACGAAGACCAACUUCAACCGGAUUUAGGAAACCUGGAGGAGGAAAUGUGGACCUGGAUACGAACCUGGAGGCAAAUAAUGAGUUAUUGGUAAAUAAUAACAACCAACGCCAAGCAGGGCGAAGUAGGGGACGCACUACGAGCAGUCGACAGGACGAUGUUGACAGUGGGUCAAUUGAUCGCAGAAAUUCUAAUGUGGUUUGGAUAUCAAUUUUUACACUUUUUAUGUCAAAGUUACUAUUCUCAAGAUAAAAAAUAAUUUCGUUCGUAUGUAUACGUCACAAAUGUAUGUGUACUUUACUCUACAAAUUUUUGAACUGUGAUGGAUAAGUCAAUUAAUAAGCUGUAAGUAAACUAAUGUACAUAAAUAUUACGCACGAUAACUAAUAAACUACUCAUACAGCUUU